AUGCAAAUCGACGUAGACGAGUUCCAACAAUCUACCAUCGCUUUUAACAAUUGCAUGUAUACACCCGACCCCGAGGGAUGCAUGGAUUACCUCGAAGAAAACCUCGAAGACCCAAGCAUGUCUAUCGGAAAGGGACCUAUAUUUCCUGAAGCUGGACACAACCGUGUUUUCAUUCGCAAGAGCCCUCAUUGUCCGACUAUGAGCAGAUAUCUUCGAGAGUUGAAGGGAGCUGUUCAUAAAUUUGACGCUGGGGUUAUUCAGCUCGUCCCUAGCUGCAGGUCUGAUAUUCGCUGGUACGGAUGGCCAAUGGUGCAUGUUGUGAAUAUCGUUGUUAAUAGGAUAAUAUGUUGCUAUGCGGGUACAUUGAAGAUUGCACUGCGCUCCGAAGCCGGUUAUUUCUUCAAUGAACGCAAGGAGUGUCUGAAUGGAAUUGAGGAAAAUGCUUCGCCCUCGGACGAUUAUACUCCUGAACAGAUUGUGGGUUAUUUUAAGGACUUUUAUGCAGCUUUUGAGGGGCUUCAUGAGGGGGUUGCUGAGCGGAUUCCUAAGUAUAGUGGUGAUAUUGCAAACUAUACCAGUGAAAUGCAGGAUGCUGUAAAAAAAACGUUACAAAUUUUUAUGGAUAGGUGAUUGAAAUGAAUGUCUCAUGUCCUGUACGAAGAUAGAGUAGAAGCAUAGUUUACUGUCAUUCCAUCAUGGCUCAUACAUUCCGAUAUAUGCCAGCCCGCAUGUCUUUUUAGUUCUUUUUUGAGAAUUUUUGCUUGUAGUGUUGCUCUGUUUAUAUCAAAAUAGAGACAUGAUAAUAAAUAAACAGAUUAAAAAGAAAAAAGGUCCCCUCCACACACUUUUUAAUUGCUUCCAUUCAUCAUCACGACAUCUCCCAUCUAUGCCCUCGACAUAACACCCCAAGCACGGAUCUUGUUGUCGGUGUAACCAGCGAACAGAGUCU
Molecule: messenger RNA, 949 nt
Organism: Aspergillus glaucus CBS 516.65
Lineage: Eukaryota; Fungi; Ascomycota; Eurotiomycetes; Eurotiales; Aspergillaceae
Exons: 4
Coding region: 1-630 (209 amino acids)
Source: RefSeq, a predicted model, not a curated record